AGUAAUAUUUUUCUCGCAUGCGGCGUGAUGUCUGCUUCAACGAAAUCCUCGAUCAAAUGUCAAGCGAUAGAACACAUCAGGGGAUAUGGCAGUCCAAAGACAUGGAAUGUGCGUUUUAGUAAAGAUCAUGGUGUUGCUGUUGUAAAUUGUGGCUCAGAUUCUCUCUUCAUAUACGACAAAGAGAGUAAAAAAUUGGGUACUCUUAAAUUUCCUGGCCAGUGUCACUGCCAUGACCUAGUGUCCCACCAAGGUCUGUGUUCGUUAGUGUGUGGACUCCAAGACGGAAGAAUCUUCAGCUGCAGUCUGCAGGAAUGGUGCCACCAGAAAAAGAAGAAGAAACAUAAAAGCAAGUCCAAGAACAAGGCUGAAAGUACAAGCUCAGAAAGCAAGGCAGCCGUUGCAGGUGAUAAUAACCAAGGUCUGAAUGAGGGAAAGAGAAGAUUGGAUGGAGAGGAGAAAAGGUUAGAUGGAGAGGAUGACAUCUUUAGAGACCUACUAGGAGGAGGUGAUAGGUCUAGUUCUGCAACCAAAGAUUCCAGCAAGAAUGCAACAAACAUUCUCUUCCAAGAAUUCAUGCAAGCCGUUGAUCCAGUCACCAAGGUUGAUGAGCAGAAGAUCAUGCUGCGAGUUGACAACCUGGAAAGCUUUGUGAUGGUCAGUGACAGCCUGGUAACCUGCAGCAGGGAAGGGAUCGGAUGGAGGGUUUCCGUUCAUCCCUGUCAACUGAACAAGGAUUCUUUCACCUGUGACAAGAAUCCCCUGUACUCUACCCUCAUCUUUGGUGCUGAUGACACCAGCACUUGCAGACAAGCUUCAUUCCAGAAUCCAGGAAUUGAAACCAAGGAUGAAGUAGAGGCAACAGUUGGUGUUGGUGUGUAUGGACUGAUGUCAUCCAGUUCCCAUGGCAACUCGGGUGUGGUGAUGCAGUCCUGCAGCAUUCUUGUGACAUCGGAUGCCCUCUUCAACGCCAUGUGGGGGUCAGAAGCCAAUCUGGUUGACUCACCAGUUAUCGUCAUCACCUUGCCAGAUGGUUGUGUGUAUUCUAUCACCUUGAAAAGUUUCCUAUCAACAUCCUUUACGUCAGCAAAAGGUAUCAGACUUUUAUGUCGCUCCUUAGAAGCAAUUAUUCAGGUCUGCAUCACCAGCUACAGUAUCCAGUCUAAUCCGGCGGGAUCCAGUUUGAACUGCCUUGUACUGGUUGGUGCUGGUGGACAGCUCAUGACUUUUUAUGGAGAUCCAUCUGAUAGCAAUAGCACUGAAAUCAGUAGACUUCACACAAGUUCACCCAUUGCAGCUGCUCUUGUGACAAAGGACACUCUUAUAUGCACCUCAAACUUUGACCUUAAGUUCAUAACCUUUUAUCUUAGAGAUACUGUUCUGCAGAUGUCUAUGAACAGUUGCAGCAUGCCCGGUAUAGCAUCAGUUGCACUUUUGAAAGGUACCAGCUCUUCUUACAAAUUCCUAGCCAUCAAGAAAAAUGGAACAGUACUCCAGCUGUUACUUCCAUCAGAACACACUGCCGACUCAGAUCAAGCAGGCAUCAGCUCCACAGCAGCCAGACAGCGAGUUCAUGAGGCUCUUCGCAACAUGCGGGAGGUGUCGUCCAAGAUGGCUGCCCUCACUCAAUUGGGCAGCAGGCAGAGGGCAGUCCUUGAAGAACUCAGUAGUGCCCACCACAUCGUCUGUCAAACCUGGGAGGCAUUGGGUGCCUUUGAACUUGAGACCAGAGUGGAAUGCAUCCUUGAGAAUGGACAGAAGAGCACUAAAGUAUCUUGCAAAGUGACGAACUGUACCUCUUGGACAAUAUCACAUGGUUGGACCCUGAUUGGUACGCUGCUGAAUGAUUGCCAAGAAAGGUCAAAGGUCAACAGGACUAAGUAUCACAGGACUAAGAGUACUCCGCUUGUAGGGUUUGCGCCAAAGACUGCUGUGAUGCUUAGUUUUGUAUUGGAUGAAUCAGGAUAUGCAGAGUCCUGGCCACUGACUGUGCAAUGUUCCCUCUGCUUCGAUCUCUCUGCUCUCCUUGAGGAUACCCUGGUGAAGGAAGACCUUGGCAAAGCUACAGAGAGUUCUGUUGCAUUGGAUAAAGGGGUGAAAGGUGCUGUGUUCCCCAUCGGAAGCUCUGAGGUAGAUGUCCUGGAUUCACUUCAGGAGAGAGCGCGAUGCUCUACAGGGUUAGAGAGAAGGAAUCAAAGGCAUGACUGGACCAAAGCAAUCUUGAGUAGAUCAUCAGGAAGUUCAAACCCUCAUCAGCAAGAGUCUGCUGCAUCUCAAAGCCAGAUGGCCUCUGCGACCAUUAGGCUGGAUAGGAAUCUACUGUCGAGACCCUCUAAUGACAGCAGCAGGGUCUCGACAGAUCAGGUGCUCCAAUGGCUGUUGCCUAGCAACAAGUCAGUAGUAAUCAAAGACUCCUGCAUCAAAGCAGUGACCCCUUGUGGUUGUCAAGUCUCAAUUCAGGCUCUGGAGCAGAAUGCUGAGGUGUCACUUCAGAUCACUUCAUCAGACGAGAAGAUAACAAGAGCAGUGAUCGAGGCAAUUCAUAGAAGAAUAAAGAAUUCCAAACUUGUGUCAGCUGAAUUCAGGGUGGACCUUGAGAAAACGAAGAAAGAAGCUUCUUCUGUCGAGAUUCACCUUGGGAAGCUGCUGUCAAUUAGCGAUCAACUCACCUCUGCUAAAUCAAGAGAAGACCUUACCAUCCUAGCCAAGGAACUGAUGCAUCUCCAUGGUAACAUGAGAAGCCAGAUAACAAUACAUUGACCACAACCAAACAGACCAGGGUCUCAUCACCCAAGACAAGGAGUAAAAAAAGGUCUACGGAAUGGACUAUCGACUAUUUUUUCCAGAUAAAAUUGCAUUACACAUAGUGAACUAGAGAUCUCAUAUUUGAAGACUGUCUCACAACUCAAGGGCCCGUAUUCUGAUAGCAGGUUUAACUUAACCCUAGUCUAAAGUUAACCCUGGUUUAACUAAACCUCCUCUAAACCUCACCUCUGGUCUAAGUGUAGUUUAAUUAUUUUGGUAUUCUGAUAGCCAGGUUUAACUAAACCUGGGUUAAACCCGGGUUUAAAUUCUUUUUGGAAAUAAUAAUCCUCUUUUAACCAAGACUAGCACCUUUUUGGUAAAUUAGUGCUGCAGGGAUGACUGCAACAAAGUUGAAAAAAUGUCACUAAAGUUGUUUUUUCUUAAAAAUUUGGAUUUUAUGGAAACUAAUUACAACUAUUGUAGUGAAAGAAAAGCAUUCAUCACCCAUAUAUGGUAAGAAAUUUUCAUUCAGAUUAUCUUUAUAUUUUUUAAUUACUAAAACAUUUCAAUCCCAAGGCCAAACCGAGUGACCUGCAUAGUUUUGUGUGUAUCAGUCCCAUUGAUUGCUUUUCAUGUUUGUCAAAAUCUAAAUUGAAUAGAUUCACCUCACCCACUCUAGACUAGAGUCUAGACUCUAGUCCUAUAGAUCUAAAACAAUAAGUUAAGAGGUCGACAUCUUUAUUCUAACUUUAUGUAAGGGGAAAUUUUUGUAACUUUUGAGAGUAGUCUUGGGUCUAACAUUAGGCCUAGGCUAGUAUAGUUAGAUCUAGCUUAGGCCCAAUUGUUUGGAGGAGAAUUGAACAUUGUUUUGACUUUUUUUACUUUCCUGAAGCAAACCGUAGUCUAGUGGAGCAACCGAGACUGAAGCUACAUUAUACAUAUUUAUAGUAUUGGUCUAGGCCUAGAACAUCAUUCAGGAAUUAGGCUGGCUUAGCCUUGGGACAGGGAUAGAUAUAGAUCUAUAUUCUAACCUUAUUCUUAGUUAGAAUCUAGUAGAAUAGAUCUGAUUUGUCUUAGACAAAAAGCUUCAGUCUCUGUAUUGUUCCGCUGAGUCUAUGAUGAGUAUGACAGUCUACGUUGCCGUUGGCCUCUCUCACCAAGGCAAUGUGAUAUGACAAUAAAAUGUCAGAAUUUUUUCAAUAAAUCCCCAGAAACGACGGUUAUUCCUGUCUACAGUGUUAGAUCCGACUAUCGCUAUGCAUUGCCAUUGCUUGCCAAGUAACUAGGCCUGGCUAAAUGACAUCUCUCUACUCCUGUUUUAGGUCCAUAUCUGUUUCUUUGAAGAGUUUUUAUUUUAUUUAAAUAUUUUUGGGGACUUGUUUAGGUUUCCAGGUCCAGGACUAAAAAACAGGCCUAAACCUAGACCAACAACAGCUUAGUCUUGACUAGACUGGGCCAGGCCUAGAUUUAUGUAAGAAUUUAGAUCUAGGCCUUACGUUAGUCUGUGCUAUCUAGUCUACUGACUUACUGUAUGAUCUAGAAUCUCUAACGCUGGCCUAGUUCUAGACUAAAUAACUUAGACCCUAUCUAGAUCUAGAACUAGAUCUGUAUCAAUCUAGGUCUACAUGUAAUAGGUCUAGAUCUAGAGAUUUGUAGACUCUCAAUUUAGAUUCUAAAUCGAAAAAUAGUAAAUGUAGGCUAGUCUACAGUAGAUCUACUCAUCUAACCUUAGGCAUGACAAAAGAAGUAGGCUAGAGAUCUAACGGAUUAUUACUAGAUCUAAAGAAUCUAGAUCUAGGCCUAGAUCUAAAGCUAGGGACUGUAGUUCGAGAUCUAGAGGUCUAGCACCCCCCUUAAAACUAGAACUAAGCCUACAGCUACAUGUAGUUCUCUAUGUAGCCAAACAACAGUUAGCAUUGACUAUUGUCUUAAUCUUAUUUUGGUGUGUGUAGUUACCAUACAAACACAUAUUUUGAUGAAUGAGAAAAUGUGUCUUGCAGAUUAUUUUACCUCAAAACCUAUGUGUUCUAAAUUUCAUGAGCAUAGGCCUAUGUCAUAAAAUGAAGAAGUUCAAUCCACGAGAUGUGUUUACACAUUUAUUGAUUUAAUAUGAUGUUACCAUGGCAACAAAGUUUCCAACACACACAAAUAUAUGUCUUGCAGAUCUAUACCUCAAAACCAAUGUGUGAGCCGACUUUUAUAAGAAUUGGUUGAAAAAUGAAAACUAAUGAAGGAGUUCAAACCGCAAGAUUUUCACCUAAUUUCAUUAUGUAAUAUGUUGUUACCAUGGCAACACGAUUUCUGAUACACCCAAAUAUAUGUCUUGCAGAUCUAUACCUCAAAACCAAUGUGUGAGCCAACUUUUAUAAGAAUUGGUUGAAAAAUGAAAACUAAUGAAGGAGUUCGAACUACAAAAUUUUCACCUUAUUUUCGUUAUAUAAUAUGUUGUUACCAUGGCAACACGAUUCUGAUACAGGCAAAAAUAUGUCAGACAUCUUCACCUCAACAUUAAUGUAUGUGCCAAAUUUUUAAGAGAAUUGACCAGUUGGAAACUGAUAAAGUAGUUCAAAUCACAAGAUUUUCAUCUAAUUUUUAUAUUUGAUUUGUUACCAUGGCAACGUGAUUUUUUUUUAUAAAGACAUAAAAUAUUUUUUGCACAUCUUCACAGCAAGACUAAUGUUUGUACCACAUUUCAUGAGAAUUGGUUAAAACUUAGGAAGUAGUUGGAAUUGCAAGAUUUUUACAUAGUUUUUGCCAUAAUAUACCGUUUCCAUGGCAACACAAUUUCCAACACAUGCAAAAAUGUGUCUUGCAAAUCUUCACCUCAAGACUUAUGUCUGUGCCAAAUAUCAUGCGAAAUGGUUUGAAAAUUAUAAAGUAAUUAAAACCACAAGUUUUUCACCUAAUUUUCGAUAUUUGAUAUAUUACCAUGGCAACGCGAUUUUUUAUAUACUUUAGGCAUAGAAUAUGUUUUGCACAUCUUCACAUUAAGACUAAUGUAUGUGCCAAAUUUCACGAGAAUUGGUUAAAAACUGAGGAAGUAGUUGGAACAGCAAGAUUCAUGCUUAGUUUUUGUCAUACUAUACCGUUACCAUGGCAACACAAUUUCCGACACAUGCAAAAAUUAGUCUUGCACAUCUUUACCUCAAAAUCAAUGUGUUAGCCAACUUUCUUGAGAAUUGGUAGAAAACUGAUUAAGUAUUUUAAACGGCAAAAUUUUGAACCAUAAUAUACUGUUACCAUGGCAACACAAUUUCCGAAAAAGGGGGAAAAAAAUUCUUACACCUCCUUACCUUGAGACCAAAGUGUGUUCCAAAUUUCAUGAGAAUCUGUUAAAAACUGAGGAAGUAGCUCGAAAUGCAAUAUAGGCAUAAAUUCUAAAAAAUUGUUGGCCAUGAUUUGUUGGAUUUAAACCAGGCUUAAACUACCCCCUGCGCGAGUUUAACUUUUUGAGGAUUUAUUACCACACUUAGACCAGGGUUAACUUAAACCUUGCUAUCGGAAUACGAAAUUUAAACCUAGGUUUAAAUAUGGCAGUUUAUUACCACACUUAGACUAGGGUUAAGUUAAACCAUGCUAUCAGAAUACGGGCCAAGGAGUUUAAAGUAGAUGGAAUGGACUAUUGAAUGGUUAUUUUCAGAUAAUAUAACACUGAUCACAACCAAAUUUAAGUCUCAUCACUGAUAACUAUUUCAGGACUCAAGGGCCUGUAUUCUGAAUUCGGGUUUAAUUUAAACUCUGGUCUAAAAUUGUGGUUUAAUUAUGGAAAGCCAAUUUAGAGAGGUAUCUCUAACAGUACAAUUUAAAUUUGUCAGUUCUUUUGACACUCAUAUCAUUCAUAAAUGUCUUGGAAUGAUAACUUGAAUAGUUAUUUUCAUCUAUAAAACUUGAGGAAGGAGUCAAGUGCAGAUAAGAAACAUAUAACAUAAAUGCAAUUUUGAAAUUUGGGGCUUCCCAUAAAUUUAGCUCAGAGUUAGACUGUCCAUUGCACUUGUAAACAUUCAUUAUUUGUAUAUUUUAGACAGUUUUGAUUAUCCCUGAAUUCAGAUUAUGAGCCAAGGAGUUGUAAUUCAGUUGACAAAAGACAAUGGAAGGAUGCUUUCCUUGACAGUUAUCCCCGGGGGGGGGGGGGGGGGGGCCACUUCCAUUGACGAGUGGAUACCAUGCGCGACCAUGGGGUCUCGAAAAGCACCCUAAACACGUAUUUUCCAUAUUCUGAAAAUGCACCCCUUAACAAGUAUUGCCGUCUGAAACCCUACCCUUAACAAGUAUUGGAAACAAAACGAUACUCUAGGCAAGUAUUCCCUGAAAUGAACCCCUAAACAAGUACAGCGAUAUUGUGUUGUUAUGUCACGGGUCCGUCGGUCGUUGGUUUUACUAAGCUUAAUUUACACACCAUUUGGUUUAGUAUACGGCCCCACCUUCCACACCUCGCGCAAAUCGGACUCUAAACACGUAGUGUUGGGGCAAAAAGAACAUCCUUUAUAAAACAUUUUAAUGUUUUAUCAUCCCCGCAAAUUUGACCCUAAACACGUAGCUUUCCCAGCGAAAUAAAUACCCUUUUUUCAUUAUUAUUGUGUUUUUGACACCCUUAUCACGUUACGUACGUAACGUGCCCUAUCUUGAAAAAGACAUCCUUUUUACGUGUUUUUUGGGUCGUGCAUGGUAUAUACUCGUCAAUGUAAGUGCCAACCCCCCCCCCCCCCCCCCCCCGGGCAGUUACCGUCCACACUCUCUUGUCAAAACUAUGUACACUUACCAAUAUUAUCUUGCCAAAUGAUGAAUGCAAUCAUGAUUCAUUUAUGAAUUUAAGGAAUAUUAUCAUGACAGUAAAUUUCAAAGAAGCCAUUCACCAUACAAACUCUUCCUUAUCAGAGCUAUGUUGAACUGAAACACACCCAGUUGUUCUUCGUUUGCAUUUGCUACAGAUAUCCUACGAUGGAUUAGGGUAGAAUUGUAAUGAAAGAUCAUUUUCCUUUGAUAAAUUCUGAUAUAAUGUUCCCGAAAUAUACUUGAUAUAGAAUUAUAAAGAUAUCAGAUCCUAUAAUAUGUCAUCUGACAUCUGCGAGAAAAUAAAUUUCUGAGAAUCUCAUUUUUUAGAGAAUAA
Lytechinus pictus (painted urchin) is the source of this 7849-nucleotide messenger RNA. RefSeq lists its product as uncharacterized. Bases 28 to 2757 code for a protein of 909 amino acids. The record is from RefSeq and is a predicted model, not a curated record. Gene Ontology annotation, cellular component: nucleoplasm; Fanconi anaemia nuclear complex. Gene Ontology annotation, biological process: interstrand cross-link repair. The transcript is spliced from 8 exons. Lineage: Eukaryota; Metazoa; Echinodermata; Echinoidea; Temnopleuroida; Toxopneustidae.